AUGAAUGUUUUUAUUGGGAGAAAUACAUCUAUUCCAUAUAAAAAGUCACAAAUAUUUACUACCUAUACAGAUAAUUAAACAAAUGUCACAAUUGAAAUUUAUGAAGGAGAAAGAAAAAUGACAAAAGAUUGCAAAAAAAUUGGACAAUUUAAUUUAGAUGGUAUUGCUCCAGCUCCUAGAGGAGUUCCAAAAAUUGAAGUAUCAUUUGAGAUUGAUAUAAAUGGUACAAUUUACUUUAGUGCUGAGGAUUAGGCUACAAAAAAUUCAUAAAAGAUUACUAUUAUGCCUUAAAAAAGUAGAUUAUCAAAAGAUGAAAUUGAAUUAUUAGCUUAGGAAGCUGAAAAAUUUAGAGCUGAAGAUGAUAUAAUUAAAUCAAAGAUUGAAGCCAAGAACAACAUUGAAUUAACUGAAUAUUAAAUUAAAAACACUAUCAAAGAUGAAUAAAUUAAAUGCAAAUUCACAGCUGAAGAAAUAUCAAGACUUGAAUAAUUAGUUGAAGAAAGAAUAAAAUGGAUUGAAUGUAAUGUAAAUGUUGAUAUAUAAGAAUAUAUAUAUAAAUAAAAAGAGAUUGAAUAAAUAAUGGAUGAAAUGAUGUAAAGAAUAUAUUAAGAUGGUUAUGUUAGAUAAGAUAGAUAUGGAGUUUUAAUUAAUAAAAUAAUUUGA
Molecule: messenger RNA, 663 nt
Organism: Paramecium pentaurelia
Lineage: Eukaryota; Ciliophora; Oligohymenophorea; Peniculida; Parameciidae
Source: the annotation of a GenBank genome assembly